ACUGCGCAACAAGUCCGAGGGCGCAAGAAGUAGAUGAUGAGAGUGAAUGACAACACUGCAUGCAGUAGCUCAGAAAGGAGACGGAUUUUAAGUGGAUGAUUGGGUACGAUGUUAUUCCCCAGCCACAUAUUUAAUUCAUGCCGCCGCUUGGAGAGGAUGUGUCGCAGUAAAGUUUAUCCGGACUUUGAAAGCGCGCCGUUGGAAGUUUUCCCUACGCAUGCCGCAGCACAGAAAGCAGGUUGUACGACCUACUAUAACACAGAAUGGCAAAGAUGCAGCUUUUCACACCCAUGAUGUUUUACUUUUCUCUCGGGUUUAAUGGUAAAAGUAGCGCUGAAAGUUGACAGCUAUUGGGGACGCGGCAGGUGAGCAGCAACGCGUGAGAUUUGGACUGCAGCUCGAUCUCAGGCUGUCCUUUAAUGUAACGGAAGGCAAUGUGAAAUGGUCCCGACUUGUCAUAGAAGCUGGGAGGAUAUAACUUGAAAGGAGCGCGCAUUUAAAAGGAUUUCAGUCCACCAUGAGAGCGUUGAGUUUGCUGUGCGUAAUAGUCGGGCUGUGGGAGUCGAGCCUGAGCAACAGAAACUGUCCGGACCUGAUCGUUGACAGCUGUCACUGCUCGGCUGAGAGGUCCAAGGAGCUGAGCAGGCAGCACGUCCGAGUCAAAGUUGUGUGUGAUGAUGUGGACUUGAUGGACACCCUGCAGCCCAGUUUCUUACCCAACAGAACCGUUUCUCUAAACCUGAGUAACAACAAGAUCUCCCUGCUGAGGAAUGGCUCCUUCUAUGGCUUGGCUGCCCUGGAAAAACUGGACCUGAAGAAUAAUUUGAUAAGUACAGUGGAGCCCGGGGCCUUCCGUGGUCUGCUAGCCCUGAGGAGACUGGACCUGUCCAACAACAGGAUUGGCUGUCUCUCCCCUGAAAUGUUUCUUAAUCUGGGCAACCUCUCAAAAUUGAAUUUAUCGGGGAACAUCUUCUCCACGCUGACCGUGGGACUCUUUACACACCUCGUGGCUCUCAGAGUGCUGCACUUCAGCACCGAGACUUUGUUCUGUGACUGUCAGCUUAAGUGGCUGCUCCUCUGGGCUCGAAGCAACUCUGUGAGGAUUGGCAACGACACAGUGUGUGUGUUCCCUACCCACCUCCACGGACUGGAGUUUUGCAACCUGCGUGAACAGCAGCUCAGAUGUGAUGGACCUCUGGAGAUGCCCCUCUUCCAGCUCAUCCCCUCCCAGAGACAACUGGUUUUUCAUGGAGACCGUCUACCCUUGCAGUGCACUGCCUCGUACCUGGACACGUCAGUGGAGUUGCGGUGGCGUCACAACGGCCACAUCGUGAGCACGCAGGAGGACCGGGGCAUCUACGUGGAGGAAACCCUGCUUCAUGACUGCUGCCUGCUGACCAGCGAGGUCAUCCUCUCCAACAUUGACGUGGGCAUCGCUGGCAUCUGGGAGUGCCUGGUGAGCAGUUCCCGUGGCAACACUUCUCAGCAAAUGGAGAUAGUUGUUCUGGAGACGUCAGCACCAUACUGCCCCUCUGACAGAGUCACCAAUAACAAGGGGGAGUUCAGGUGGCCAAAGACUUUAGCUGGCAUCCUGGCCUUCCUGCCCUGUCCUGCCACCUUUGGCUCUGCCCCCCACUCCAUACAGAGGGAGAAGAAGGCGUGGCGGAGCUGUGACCGUGUUGGACGGUGGGCCGAAGAGGACUACACUCAGUGCCCGUAUGCCAGUGAACUGACCCGCGAGCUGCAUGACCUCACACAGAUAACUAUUAAUACCACAAAUGCUCAGCCUCGCCAACAGUUAGUGGCCAUCACCAGCAGGGCGGCACACUUCACAGAUGUCAUGGAUGUCAUCUUUGUCACACACCUGGUGGAGAGACUGACAAGGCUGGUGGAAAAGCGUAGAGAUCUUGGGGACUACAUAUCAGACAUAGCCAGCAACAUGAUGCUUGUGGAGGAGCAUAUCCUGUGGAUGGCACAGAAUGAGGCCAGAGCGUGCACUCGGAUCGUCCAGUGUGUGGAGCGCAUUGCUGACCUGGCGCUGACCAGAGACAAUCAGGUCAUUUCUAAGGUAUCUGCUAACAUAGCCCUGGAGGCCUUUCUGAUCCGGCCGUCUAACUUUUUCGGUCUCUCCUGCACGGCACUUCAACGCCCCCCCUCGUCUGCCACCUCGCCGCUCCCUGACAGCCACUCCCACACUGACAAGGACACGAGCAGAGAGCAUGAUGCCGUGGGAGAAUCGUUGCUCAACAUCAAAUGCCACACUGUCAACAACAGCGGCUCACCGGGCAGUCAGCUCAGCAAGAACUCAGUGGCAGUCGCCUCAAUCCAUUUACCGCUGGCUGGUACGCCUAUAUCCUCCUCUGCGUUGCAAUCUGUUGAUAACUCCACUUGCAAGCUGCAGUUUAUUGUGUUUCGCAAUGGGAAACUCUUUCCUUGCACGGGGAAUUCGUCAAAUCUCGCAGAUGAUGGGAAGCGUAGGAGCGUUUCAACACCAGUUGCUUUCACCAAAUUAGAUGGGUGCAGCCUCGGGAGCGCCGUGCACUCCGUUACUAUCGCUCUCAGGCACUUCGCACUGGGUGUAGACCCCACUGCAGCCUAUUGGGAUUUUGACCUGCUGGAUGGACACGGUGGCUGGAGGGCAGAGGGCUGUCACAUAACAGGCUCCGGGGGCAACACGACCACUGUUCAUUGCACCCAUCAUAAUAACUUUGCUGUGCUAAUGGAUCUGAAGAAGGUGCUGUCUUUCCCCCCAUACCCUGGGGAGUUUCUGCACCCGGUCGUGUAUGCCUGCACAGCGGUCAUGUUGCUCUGCCUCUUCGCCUCCAUCAUUACGUACAUAGUGCACCACAGCGCAAUCCGCAUCAGUCGGAAGGGAUGGCAUAUGCUUCUCAACUUCUGUUUCCACACGGCUCUGACCUUUGCUGUGUUUGCCGGUGGCAUCAAUCGAAUCAAAUACCCCAUCAUCUGUCAAGCAGUCGGGGUCGUGCUGCACUACUCGUCUCUGUCGACCAUGCUGUGGCUCGGAGUGACGGCCAGGAACAUUUAUAAACAGGUGACCAAGAAGCCUCCGCAGAGCCAAGAUGGUGACCCGCCUCCAACCCCUAAACAGCCCCUGUUGAGAUUUUAUUUAGUCAGUGGUGGAGUGCCCCUCAUCAUCUGCGGGGUCACAGCAGCCGUCAAUAUCGACAACUAUGGCAGCAAGGAGCAAGCGCCGUACUGCUGGAUGGCAUGGGAGCCUAGCCUUGGAGCCUUCUUUGGCCCUGUGGCCUUCAUCGUCCUGGUGACAUGCAUCUACUUCCUCUGUACCUUCAUCCAGCUGCGGCGACACCCUGAAAAGAAGUAUGAGCUCAAGCAGCUGACGGAGGAGCAGCAGAGACUAGCUGCCGUUGACGUGCCGACCCACUGCCACCAGGGAGCCGAGCCUGGGGCCCUGGCAGCCCCACCCAGUGGGAGCCACUGCCCUGCUGGCUGCCCAGGCGUCCCCAUCAACCCUGCGCUGUUGGCCAAUGAGCACUCCUUCAAGGCUCAGUUACGAACGGCGGCCUUCACCCUUUUCCUGUUCCUGGCCACUUGGACUUUUGGGGCGCUGGCCGUGUCACAGGGCCACUUCUUGGACAUGAUCUUUAGCUGCCUUUACGGUGCCUUCUCUGUCACCCUUGGCCUCUUCAUCCUCAUCCAUCAUUGCGCCAAGCGUGAUGAUGUCUGGCAUUGCUGGUGUUCCUGUUGUCCCGGACGACACGCCAAUGCCUGCUCUGGCGCCCAUGGUCCAACUCAAGUGCGGCCAAAGGUCAACGUGAAUGGAGAUACCCCCGGGCAUGGCCACAGCCACUGCCAUCAUGAUUCACCAUGUCAGGGUAAAGCACUGAUGAGCUGCGGUCAUAGCAGUUUAGCUCACUGUAAACACGCCGCCCUUCCGUCCUCGCAAAAUCACGUGACCUGCCUGGCACCGGUGACGCCAUGCUGCGCCGCCCUGCAUAGCCAGCAGCUAAUGGAAGAGGAGCCUGCGGCUACACACGUGCUAUUACAUGCUGACCCAGAGGGUUACCGGCCGGGUAUCCAGUUGCACCCCUGCCUAAAGAGCAGCACCAGGACUAAAGGCCGUCACUUUAGCCGCCGGGCUGGGGCCGGUGCUUGCGGAGCAGGGAGUGAGAGGGAGUACGCCUAUCACAUCCCCUCCAGUGUGGAUGGAGGCAGCGUGCACAGCUCACACACUGACAGCCCCCACAGCACACAUGAGCGUCACGCCCACAUCUGUCCACAUCUGGCCCACGAAGGCCACCAUGAUGGGCAUCACACAUGCCACGCCGCUACACCCACCACGCACGAGGCCCUGGCAUGCCAUAAUCCCUGCCACAGGCAUAUCUGCUGUGCUAAGGCAGACCUUUUCCCUUCUCUGUGCCCAGCAGAGACAGGCGACACGGGCGUCUUCCUGUGUGGCUGCGGCAAAGUGGCCGAGCAGGACCCGACGGCAACACCUCAUCAUCUGGAGAUGCACGCCCCACGCAGACAAUCCUACCCCCAGAACCCGCCCAAUCAGAAUGGGAUUCUGAAGGGGGGGCUGCAUGAAGGACUCCUGUACACCUCGGACAGCACAGGGAAUAUACGCACUGGACCCUGGAAGAAUGAAACUACUGUGUAGUGUGGGAUGGAAAAACAGGGGACUGCCUCGUCCCACCAAAAAUAAACCCUCGCCUCCCUUUCUAGAAUAAAAAUAAUUAAUUGAACUACAUUUUAAACAUCACAAUCAGCGUGGGAUAUUUUUAUUUUAAUGUCCUCAUGUUUUUAUGUGUGCUGUUUUACUGUACAGUAAUCUGAUAUCAUGUAAAUGCUCCCUGAAGAGCAUCCAUACACAGAACAGAAUCUCUUCCACCAAGAAGAAUUUGUGAAAUGUGUGUCACAUCACCAUCAGAUGUAAUUGAAGGUAUUUCCACUGUUCCAUAUUACUACAGAUCUCUCUCUCUAUAUAUAGAUAUAUAUACAAGAAAAUGAAUGGUUGUAUGUAUGAAUAUGUGUGUUAGUGCUCAAAGGCAACACGCUGCAAGAUUUUUUUACACUUUAAAUCUGAAUCCAUCAGAUAGUCUAUGAUGACAGCGAACCUCCAGUACUUUAAAGAACUCUUGGCAUCCAUGUUUUAGAUGACUAAACCAGCAAUUUUAGACUUCAUGGGUAUUUUUGCCAUUCAGUCAAGCAACUGUGAAUAUCUACUAGAGAUUUUCUAAAUAAUAUACAAUGAUACUGUCGCUUGCCAGAGAUGUGUGGAUGCCAGUUAACUUGUGAAGAUUCAAAACAACAGAAAAAGAAAAGUGAAAUUAAGCAUCCUCGUCCAGGUUGGUAUUGAUUGUGCUGUCUGUAUCAUGUCUUCACUGAUGUGUUUCUUUUUUCUGGAGAGAAGUAAAUAACGGCAGCAUCAACAGCAACAAUGUGGCCAUUGUGAAUGGAGAGUUGGUGUCACAGAGUGAUUGGAUCCAGAGCAAUUUUUCGUAACACUGUGCCGAAUAGAAAGGGGUGUAGGACUAGGGGGACAAAGGGGACUGAGCAUGCAGGGCCUUCACGUGAGGAGGGCCCAAAAAGAUACUCGAAUCAAUAGCCUUGGGGAGGGGCCCACAGAGAUGUAAAGGGUCCAGAGUUUGUGCUAUGCCCCUGCACAUAGAGCCAGGUCCUGACAGCGAGUUCAAUUGCCAAACUAGUGUGCAGGUUUUUUACUCUCUUCAGCUCAGCUCACACAUGCUAUCAGCCAUCAGCAUAUGAUCCUUUGUCAAAUCAAAUAAUUUAGGGAAAAAGAAUGUGAAUGUGAUUAAAGAAGAAAGAAGAAGAAACAACAAGCUGCUUUGGGAAACCCAGCUGUGCCCAAUGUCCUAUUAUUUUCCCUCUAAAUAAAAACUACUAAAACAUUUUAGCCAACUUCACCCACUAUUAGCUAAAGCGCCAAAAUGACAGAUGACAGGAAUUAGUUCAUAUUUUCACUUAUUUCUAAGACCCAGCGCAUGCCUAUCCUGUUGAGUAUAGCUAAGUGCAAUUUCUUUUAACAGUGUAAAUGAACGCCCAUCCAUAAAGACAGUAUUUGCCUCGAUUCAAUAUGACUGCUGCAGCUUUUAUGUAUCAUUUUUGUCACACUCUUGGAUUAAGCCUAGUUACCAGCAAAUACUUUAUUAUUUCCCACUAGUGAUCUCAUUAUAACAAGACUUUAGUUUUAUCCUAGAAUCCAGUACAGUUGGUUCUGCUUUGGGAGAUAACGUGUGUCAGGAUAGGCCAAGGUUGAAGUAUGGAUUGUUUUCUUUUUUUUUGUUACGAUGAAGGUCACAUUCUCUUUGAAGAAUUGCCACCCAAAAUGGAAGGCAAAAGAGGCUCUGUAUUGAUUUAGAAGCACUUGUUUCCUCCUCUAGACAAAACCAGUCAUACAUUUCGUCAGAAAAGCCAAACUUAAAAAAAGGUACACCCAAGCAGCGCAUAUAAUCUCACAACAAAUCCUGCGAAACCACCUCAGCAUGCAUACCAUCUCUUUAUCCAUCUUGUGCACUCUUGUAUGUGUAUAUAGAAUCAGUUUCUGAUAAAUUAUUUUAUAUGAGAUUUAAGAUAUUUAAGAAUAAAACAAGUCUAUAUGUAAAGAAAGUUGUAUGGAAAAAAACUGACCUCUCAAUGUUAAUACUCAGUAUCUGAGUUUAGAAAUUUCAUUUUUGUUUUCAAAUGCCUUUUUCUGUUGCAACUUUAGUUGACUUCAUAAAGUAUGCAGACUCGCCAUGUGUUGUGAGACUUAUCCUGUCAUAUCAAAAAUAGAAAUGCACUACCCAUAGUAACAUUUGGCCUGCCAGAAUACAAUGUGUCACUUACAGUGUGUUUAUUAUAGAAAUGUUUGUUCAGACAGAAAAAUUUGAAUUAAAAAGUGACAUCUGCAGAAAAUAAAAGAGAAAUAUUAAUGUGAUACUCCCUUUAUUUGGGAAGGCCCUGGUAGACAUCCAUGAUCAUGCAUGAUCCUGAUAGCUUUGCACAGGCCCACUGGAUUUACUCACAGGGCCUGGGACAAAAUGGCAUAUAAUGGGCCCACUUUAUGAGUUAUAAUACAGUGGCCUACAACUGAUCACAUAAUACAGGCUCCUUUGAGCCAUCUAAGAUGCUGGCAGUCAGUGGCCCUGGCUUUACAGUUAUUGGAAAGGGAUUUGUAACAGUAUCACAACAAAACAUUUGAAAUCAGCCUCUCCUGCUAAACCCACCUUAAACUGAGAUAACAUUGAUCUAGGUUAAUUGCUGUACAACAUGUGUAUUUGCUGGUGGUGUGUCUUAGGAGCAGCCUGAGCUUUUCAGUGUCUGUGAGACGAUGUGUUUGGUAUGACAGGCCACCGUAGGCCAACUUCUCUGUUGUCAUCAGUAGCAGAUGUACUGCCUUCAACGAGCUUGCUGACUUAGUUUUGGCUCACCAGACGGCUGCUGGAAUAUUCACCUGUGGUACUGUGACAAAACCUAAAGCCAGUUUUCACUUUUUUCUACAUUGACACAGAUUCCAAUAAAUGUAUUUUUUCACCAUGCAAUGGAUGAGAGCAUC
Micropterus salmoides (largemouth bass) is the source of this 7537-nucleotide messenger RNA. RefSeq names its product adhesion G protein-coupled receptor A3. Gene Ontology annotation, biological process: cell surface receptor signaling pathway; G protein-coupled receptor signaling pathway. Gene Ontology annotation, molecular function: protein binding; G protein-coupled receptor activity. Lineage: Eukaryota; Metazoa; Chordata; Actinopteri; Centrarchiformes; Centrarchidae. Gene Ontology annotation, cellular component: postsynaptic density; glutamatergic synapse; plasma membrane. The record is from RefSeq and is a predicted model, not a curated record.